Molecule: messenger RNA, 1641 nt
Organism: Lodderomyces pseudojiufengensis
Lineage: Eukaryota; Fungi; Ascomycota; Pichiomycetes; Serinales; Debaryomycetaceae
Product: mRNA (N6-adenosine)-methyltransferase
Exons: 1
Coding region: 1-1641 (546 amino acids)
Cellular component (GO): RNA N6-methyladenosine methyltransferase complex; nucleus
Molecular function (GO): mRNA m(6)A methyltransferase activity
Source: RefSeq, a predicted model, not a curated record
AUGAUUUACACCACUCAUCAACUAUUAAUAUUUGCUGAUUACUUACUAUCUAAUCAAAAUUCAAUUAUAAGUUCACCAAUAAAUGGAGAAAUUUGGAAAAUUUAUCAAUUAUUUAAAACUUAUAUUGUAGAUAACAACAAAUUACAUUUUACAAAUAUAAAUGAGUUUUUAGAAUACAUUGAACAAUUUAAUACACUUUCCGGAGGAUGUUUACAUUUUACAAAAUCUAAAUAUGACUCUAAAGAUAAAAUUAAAUCAAAACUUGUUUGGAUAAAUGAUAUUGGGUUAAAGAUUUUGCAACAAAAAUUUAAUAAAACAAGUAAUUCAACUAAUACUCCAACAGGACAAAAUACUGAUCAAUAUAAAGAAUGUACAUCAUUAUUUGAGUUUAUUGCAAAACCCGACAAAACAAAAAGAUCCUUAGAUAAAAUUGAUAAACUUACAAUUGAAGAUUUAACAAAUUUUAUUCAAAAACCAACAACAAAAUUACAAUUAGAUAAAAAAAGAUCAAAAUUAAAUACACCAAAAUUAAAAUUUCCAGAAAUAUGUAAUGAAAAACAUCAUUCAACAACAUUAUCUACAUUAUUAUUUAAGCAAAAUAAUAACAACAACAACAACAGUAGUAAUAGUAAACAAAUAAAUUUAAAUGAUCAAUAUAUAAAUCAAAAAUUAAAUCAAUUUAAAAAUCGUAUAUCAACAGAUAUUUUAAAUUGUUUAAAUGAAAAAAUUCAUUUUUUACCAAUUUUAUAUAAUCAUACUGAUUUAAAAUUAGGUGAUUGUUCUUAUUUAGAUACUUGUCAUAAAAUAAAAACUUGUAGGUAUUUACAUUAUUAUACUUUACAUCCUACAUCAAAUACAACUUCAACUUCAUCAUCCAAUACAAAUACAAUUUCAAAUACAAUUACAAAUCAAGAAUCAAAUUCCAAUGCAAAUACCAAAACAACAAAUCAAAAAUCAAAUUUAAUUGAAGAACUUACAAAUUUGGAUUAUUCAUUAGGUGAGAUUUUUUCAUCAGGUUUUAAAGAAAUAUCACAACCACAAUGGAUAAAUUGUGAUAUAAAUCAAUUAAAUUUUUCAAAAUUAGGUAAAUUUUCAGCAAUAAUUUCAGAUCCAGCAUGGUUAAUUCAUCAAAAUUUACCUUAUGGAACAUUUGGAGAUUUAGAAUUAAUAAAUUUAAAAAUAAAUGAAUUACAAGAUGAAGGUAUAAUAUUUUUAUGGGUAACUGCAAGAUCCUUGGAUAUUGGACGUCAAGCACUAGCAAAAUGGGGAUAUGAAAUAAUUAAUGAAGUUAUUUGGGUUAAAUUAAAUCAAUUAAAAAGAAUUAUUGUUACUGGUAGAACAGGUCAUUGGUUAAAUCAUUCAAAAGAACAUCUUUUAGUUGGUUUAAAAGGUAAACCAAAUUGGUUAAAUUUAAAAAUUGAUUUAGAUAUUAUUAUAAGUAAUACAAGAGAAACUUCAAGAAAACCUGAUGAAAUUUAUGAUAUAAUUGAUAGAAUGUGUGGACCAUUUGCAAGAAAAUUAGAAAUUUUUGGUAGACAACAUAAUGUAAGACCUGGUUGGUUAACUAUUGGAAAUCAAUUAAAUGGUAUUAAUUUAAAUGAACCUGAAUUAAUAAAUAAUUUAAAUUCUUCAACUAUUUAG